AUGGAAGCAGUUAUUCGGGAAGCCCCAAUUGGGCAGUUGGUCCGGUUUCUGACCAACAAUAAAUACCUUCAAUAUCCGGAAGAGAAGCCUGGCUUCGAACUCCCUGAGCCAUGGAUUCAAAUAAUGCAGGGCCUUGAGGCUUCCAAGAGCCAUACCGAAAAUCCCGAGUCCCGAGACCAAAGACAAAACUCCGAUCAAAGUGAUGCUAUCAGUCAUACCUCGACGUUACAAGAGGAUUGUGAGAUGAAUGCAGGAGAUCUUGAGAAAAUCAAGUCCAUUCCAAUCACCCCCAAGAAGACAAAAGAUGGCGCGAUUCUGGUGGAUUGGUACUAUACCGACGACGCCGAGAAUCCCCAUAAUUGGUCCAAUUUGAAGCGCGGACUGCUCGCGACCAUUAUUUGUCUAUACACGUUUGUCGUCUAUACAACGUCGGCUAUCUACACUGCGUCCGAGCAGGGUAUCAUGAAAGAAUUUGGGGUCAGCGAGGUGGUUGUCACAUUGGGUCUCUCGCUAUAUGUAUUGGGCUAUGGCACCGGGCCGUUGAUUUUCUCACCGUUGAGUGAGAUCCCCAUCAUUGGACGGAACCCAGUGUACAUAAUCACCAUGUUCCUCUUUGUCAUCAUCUCUAUCCCGACAGCUUUUGUUGGCAACUUCCCUGGUCUAAUAGUCCUGCGAUUCCUUCAAGGAUUCUUUGGCUCUCCGUGCCUCGCAUCGGGAGGUGCCUCGAUUGGUGAUAUGUACAGCCUGAACGCUCUGCCAUACGCUAUGAUGGCAUGGGUUGCCGCUGCAUACUGUGGACCUGCUCUGGGUCCUCUCCUCAGUGGAUUUGCUGUCCCUGCGGAAUCCUGGCGUUGGUCUCUCUUUGAGUCUAUCUGGGCCUCUGCCCCGGUCUUUAUUAUAAUGCUUGUUUUCCUCCCCGAGACCAGCACCCCAACCAUCCUGCUCCGACGUGCCCAGCGCCUUCGCAAAAUUUACAACAAUGAGCGCUUCAUGUCCCAGUCUGAGAUUGACCAGAAGAACAUGCGUGUCUCGGAUAUUGCCGUUGACGCUCUGAUCAAGCCCAUGGAGAUCACGAUCAAAGAUCCUGCCGUCCUCUUUGUCCAGAUCUACACCGCAAUCAUCUACGGCAUCUACUACUCAUUCUUCGAAGUCUUCCCCCUGGUCUAUCCUGUCGACUACCACAUGAAUCUCGGCCAAGUCGGCCUGGUCUUCCUUUGCAUCUUGGUAUCUUGCAUUUUAGGUGUGGGCAUCUACUUCUCCUACCUAUAUUUCUGGAUGAACCCUCGUAUUGCGCGCCUCGGGUGGCCGGUCCAAGAAUCCCGGUUGCUCCCCGCUCUUCCGGCUUCCUUCGGCCCCACAAUCGGCCUCUUCCUCUUCGCCUGGACGGCCCGAGCCUCCAUCCACUGGAUUGUACCGACUAUCGGUAUCACCAUCUAUGGUGCAACCGUGUUCAUUGUCAUGCAGUGUAUUUUCGUCUAUAUACCUCUUUCUUACCCGAAAUACGCUGCCAGUCUGUUCGCAGCCAAUGAUUUCUUCCGGAGCGCACUGGCCUGUGGCAGUGUGAUGUUUGCCCACCCACUAUUUGCCAAUUUGGGUGUUGCGAGGGGCACCAGUCUUCUUGGUGGAUUGAGUGUCAUUGGUAUCAUUGGAAUUUGGCUACUUUACUUCUAUGGCUCGAGGCUUCGGGCUUUGAGUAAGUUUGCUAUUUCUGCGGAGGAAUGA
Penicillium longicatenatum is the source of this 1722-nucleotide messenger RNA. Its product is annotated as MFS transporter. Gene Ontology annotation, molecular function: fluconazole transmembrane transporter activity. Gene Ontology annotation, biological process: xenobiotic detoxification by transmembrane export across the plasma membrane. The record is from RefSeq and is a predicted model, not a curated record. Lineage: Eukaryota; Fungi; Ascomycota; Eurotiomycetes; Eurotiales; Aspergillaceae. The transcript has 2 exons. Bases 1 to 1722 code for a protein of 573 amino acids.